Messenger RNA from Triticum aestivum (bread wheat), 1026 nucleotides. RefSeq names its product inactive protein RESTRICTED TEV MOVEMENT 2. Lineage: Eukaryota; Viridiplantae; Streptophyta; Magnoliopsida; Poales; Poaceae. Gene Ontology annotation, biological process: cellular response to heat. The record is from RefSeq and is a predicted model, not a curated record. Bases 90 to 752 code for a protein of 220 amino acids. The transcript has 2 exons.
CCAUCCUCACGUGCAGCUCGCACCACCUUUGUGAUUACCUUCUCCCGUUCACCGUCAGAGUUCUGCAAGCGCUGCCGUCAGCUAGCCACAUGGCCGCCGCACGGACGUAUGUCGACUUCGUGCCGUCACACGACCUCGUCGAGGACAACCGCAAGCAUACCCUCGUCGUCAACCUCCCAGGGUUCAAGAAGGAGCACCUGAGGGUGCAGAUCGACAACUACGGCCGGCUGAGGAUCAGCGGCGAGCGGCCGCUCGAGGGCGGCCAGUGGAGCCGGUUCCGCAAGGAGUUCCAGGUCCCCGAGGGCUGCGACGCCAGCGGCAUCCGCGCCAGGUUAGAGAAGGACGACGUCCUCCACGUCACCAUGCCCAGGCUCACGCCCCUCCAGGACGAACCAAAGGCCGCGGCGGACGCUGCCGCCGAGGCAGAAGCUGCGCGGCUCGCCGCCGCUGCGGCAGAAGAGAAGAAGCGCCAGGAGGAGAUGGAGGAGGACGCGAGGAAGCGUCAUGCGGGUGACGAGGACGGCCACGCCACCGACGAAGGCGAAGGCGCACGCCAGGCGGCGUCUGCCGGUGGGCAGGCGUACGGCUUCGCCAGGGACCGGAGCAGGAGCGGGAUGGUGCGGGCACUCCUCCUCGCCGUGGCGGUGGCCUUGGUCGGCGCUGCUGGCCUGUAUGCUCGGUACAGGUGGAUGGAUCCGUCGGCUGAGACGGCGCCGGCAGGUGGUGCCAUCUUUGGUCACUCUGAUUAUUGAUCACCAACACCGUAAGCAUUCGUUCACACCGGUGAAGAUAAGAUGACUGAAAAAGCAAUGGCGAAGAUGCGGGGCUACAAGAGCUGCCUGAAAUACUACGUGUAAAUACGAUCUCACUGCUGUAACUUACACAUUCAAUUGAUGGUUGUACUUCGGUCUGGAUAAAAAGCUCGAAGCCUGCGAGCUAAACGAGUAGCUCGUGACUUGGCUCGAACUCGAAGAAUAACGAGUCGAGCCGAGCUUUAUUUUAAGAUUGUUUAUAGACCAUGUUAAA